Molecule: messenger RNA, 3028 nt
Organism: Haliotis rubra (blacklip abalone)
Lineage: Eukaryota; Metazoa; Mollusca; Gastropoda; Lepetellida; Haliotidae
Product: steryl-sulfatase-like
Exons: 5
Coding region: 96-1817 (573 amino acids)
Molecular function (GO): arylsulfatase activity
Source: RefSeq, a predicted model, not a curated record
UAAAUUUAGAUCAUCCAGGCACUCUUGACCUGAGAACGAACCCUCCCCACCCCGAUUGAGACGUUUCGAGUUCCUGCAAAGAUAGCCGGACGAACAUGGAACGCUGUAAAACAUGGCUGCUGCUUCUGGUUGUAAAACUGUUGCUGCUUCCACUAACGACGGGUAAAAACCCCAACAUUUUGCUCAUGAUAGCGGACGACCUAGGUAUUGGGGACAUCGGCUGCUUUGGCAACACGACCCUAAGGACCCCCAACAUCGACAGCAUAGCCCGUGGCGGGGCGCUGUUGUCUCAACACUUGACUGCCGCGAGUCUCUGCUCCCCAAGUCGCUCGGCCCUUCUUACCGGGAGGUAUCCCGUUAGGUCAGGUAUGGCUCCGAGCACUUUUAUUCGAGUGAGUAUCUUCAACGCAAGCCCUAGCGGUCUCCCAACAUCAGAAAUAACCUUUGCCAAGUUGGCCAAACAAGCGGGCUACAAAACUGGACUCAUAGGGAAAUGGCACCAAGGCUGGAGCAGAGACAGCUUCAACGACUUUCAUCACCAUCCACGAAACCACGGCUUUGACUACUUCUACGGGAUUCCAUUGACGAAUCUUAAAGACUUUGGCGACGAUGGAGACAGAGUAUUGUUCAGUUUCCUGUCUCAUGCGCUGCAACGCUUUGUCACGGUGGUACUGGUGAUAUCCAUCAGCAUCAUAUGCUUAUAUAGAGCAGGUUAUAUCGGCAUAGUACCAUGUUCGCUGUCAAUCUUCAUUCUUGUCAUCAUGAUGGGGUCGGUCUACCUUAUCAUGGAUAAUUUGAAGGUGCUUAACAGCACCAUCUACCGAAACUUUGACCUGGUAGAACAACCGAUUGACCUUGAAACUCAGAUGGCCAAAGAAGUUGCCGAAGGUCAAGAAUUUCUUCAAGCCAGACGAGAUGACCAAGAACCGUUUCUAUUGGUUAUGUCAUGGGUGCAUGUGCACGUCUUUCUCGCUCCUAGGCAGAGGUUCCUUGGUAAAACUAAGCAUGGUAAAUAUGGGGAUUCGGUUGAAGAAUUGGACUGGGCUGUUGGCGAGAUGCUGAACUCUCUCCAGCAGUUGGGCUUCGCUGACAACACCUUGGUGUACUUCUCGUCUGACAACGGCGGCCAUCUUGAAGAGCGAAACAUUCGGGGGGAGUUAGAAGGUGGAUAUAAUGGCAUUUACAAAGGCGGCAAAGGUCACGGCGCAGUGGAUGGAGGUAUUCGAGUACCGACCAUUAUAAAAUGGCCAGGGCGAAUCCCUGCGGGAUCGAGCUUCAGCGAACCAACUUCGCAGAUGGACGUAUUUCCCACUCUCGCCAACGCCAUGGGCGUCCAAGUCCCUUCCGACAGACGGAUCGAUGGUCACGACAUGCUGCCCCUCCUAAGUGGUCAGACCAGCGUCUCAUCACACGAAUUUAUGCUCCAUUAUUGCGGCUCAGAUGUUCAUGCUGUCAGAUACAGGCCAAGGGGAGGUACAAUCGUCUGGAAGUUGACUCUGAAAGAACCGAACUAUCUCCCCGGCCGCCAGGUGUGUGAGUUCAUUUGUAACUGUGCGCACGCCAUCACUCUUGACCCCCUCGGUUUGUAUGACAUGACGUCAGAUCCGGGAGAGAAACGACCAAUGAAUGCCACGGACCACCCCGAAGUUUACAAGAAGAUAAUGCACGCUCUCGAGGAGCACCUACAGCACGUGGACCCCGUGCCCAACCAAUACACCUUCAGGAACGUCAUGUGGAGGCCAUGGCUGCAGAUGUGCUGCAACAACAACUACCCUUCAUGCACAUGCCAGGACAAAAAGUUCAAGGGAAAAAUCUAAACCUGUCAAGAUUCAAACAUGCUAUAAUUUCCUUAUGCGCAAUUUGAUAACAUGGCCGCCCGGCUUUCGACCUAACCCCGCCCGCCCUAGUUUGUCAAUAGGGUUAGUCUUAGGUUUGACUCUGAUUCGAAUAUCCAGGUUAGGAGCUUGAAGUACAGGGGCAUCAAAAUAUCAUAUACGCUUGUCAUAAAAACUAAUGUUGUAUUGGCAUGUUGGAAUCAGCUCUUGAAUCUGACACACUAACGAAUGUAUAUUGAUCAUAUUGAUAUGAAUCCCGAGAACAAUGGUGCUGAGUGCUACUCUUAGACUUGGAAAGAGGACUCGUUACGGUACGAUAGGAGUAAGAGGAGUGAGUCACUGAGUUUAGUUUUACGCCGGUUUUUGCAAUAUUCCAGCAAUAUCAGAAAUGGGCUUCACACAUUGUGCGGAAUCGAACCCAGGUCUUCGGCGUUACGAGCGAACGCUUUAACCGCUGGGCUACCCCACCACCAGUAAGAGGAACUGUUGCUCGUAAUCUCUGCUUCACCUGCCCUUUGGCGCAUUGGGUAAUCUUGUGGUUAAAGCGUUCGCGCGUAACGCCAAAUGCCCAUUGCUUACAUGGGUAAAAGGUGUGAAGCCCUUUUUGUAGUUUCCCCUGGUAUUAUGUUGGAUUAUCGCUAAAAGUGGAGUGAAACCAUACUCACUCACCUGUACCUUCAUACAGGCAUCAGGUACACGGGGACUUAUUAUAAUGGAAUAUGUGUCGGUCGUUGUUUGAAUACGUCUAUUGUUUGCUCACAAAGGGAGAGAAUAACAAUAUUCCGUUUCCCAUUUAUUCAGGACAGUCGGCAUGUUGCUGCUAUUGUUUUUGUAAAUACAUGAAGCAAAAUGACCACUUUCCCAAGGUGCUAAGUAUUCUUAAUAUCGGCGUUCUUCUUUUAUCCGGACACCGUUUAACAAGAUGAACAUGACCAAAGUCACAAAAGAGACACACUGACGUGCUACUCAAAUACUUAUAUAAUAUAGAAUAUAAGUAUAAGUAUCAUAUAAUUAGAUAAUAUAUUUUCAAAUACUUUAAUAUGUUUUCAAAUACUUUAAUAUGUUUUAUAUCUCUAUUUACAUUAAAUAUGUGGUAGCAGAGUCAUCUCAGGACGAUGCUUAGCUUUCAAUCUACAUUGUUAUUUACUUUGUUGUAUUUAACCAAGAUUUAAUAAAGGUGAGGUGAGGUGAAA